UGAAAUGAAGCAGAAGUUGGAUGAAGAGGGUAACAAGUGCAGCAUCCUUUCCAAGCAGCAGAAGUUUAACGAGCAUUGCUGUAUUCGCUGCUGUUCCCCUUUCACGUUUCUUAUCAACAGCAAGCGACAGUGUCAAGACUGCAAGUAUAACAUCUGCAAGAGCUGCAGUUCUUACCAGAAGAAGGAGAAGGCUUGGAUUUGCAGUGUCUGCCAGCAAGCGAGGCUCUUAAGGACCCAGUCUUUGGAUUGGUACUAUAAUAAUGUCAAAAGCCGCUUUAAGUGUUUUGGAAGUGCCAAAGUCCUGAAGAACUUAUACAAGAAGCAUAGACUGGAGAGCGGAGUUUGUCCUGAUGUAACAGAAGGAGGUUUUUUUGAAGGAAGCUUUGAAAAUGAAGGAAGCAUUUGUGGGAGUGACUCUACAUUCUACCGACAGACAGAAGGACACAGCAUGAUGGAUACCCUUGCUGUGGCCUUACGUGUUGCAGAGGAAGCAGUGGAAGAAGCUAUUUCUAAGGCAGAGACCUACAGUGACAGCCUGGACAAGCAGAACGAGGCUUGUUACUUGCAGGAACACAAGGAGGACCUCAUAGAAGAGCUGGCCACAACCAUUGUGCAGAAGAUUAUAAAGAAGCAGAAAAGCAAACCUGAACAGGCUGAGGCUGACUUUGAAUGGCCACCAUCCAGGAGCAGUGGCCUGGCGUCUGUUGCUGUCUCAGAUCAGAGUAUGCUGACUUUUCCAGGGAGCCGCAGGGGGUCCUACACAUUGUGGAGGUCUCAGUCUGCAUUCUCCCUGGCUAGUGAAGAUAUGCCCAGUAAAGGACUAGACCCUGCAUCAUCUGUGACUGAGGCUCUUUGGAGGCAGCAAAAAGGACAAUUCAGGAGACAGAAGGAACGCAAGCUCUCUGCAUUACCCAGCUGGAAAAGUGUGGACCGGCUAAAUGAAACAAGUCCACCUUCUGUUUUUCAAAGCACUGAUGGAAACUGGGUAGCUUUGCAGAAUGUCACUUUGCCUCGUCCUCGAAUGCUCGCCAAACCAAAGAGUCAAGUAUUUGAAGCUUUGGAAAAUGAAUCCAGCAUUGUGUCUGCCUAUGACGAGAUGGGCUCAGACAGUGAGGAUGACUAUGACUGGAAUGUGGCCUUGAACAAGCUGCGUCGGAGACCUCGGCAAUUACCAGAUGACUUCUAUUAUACCAAUUCCCAGUAUGGUACUGAAUGGGUUUAUGGCAAUGAUCAGUACCAGGCAGUGACCUCCCCUUCCUCUGGGUUAUGCACCAAUACUGAGACACUGUUCUCCGAUUCUGAAACAUCUUCAGUAAACUCUUCCCAGGAAGCUAAAGGACCUAGCAAGCUUCUCUGGUUACAAAGCAGAACUGAAAGUGAUAUGCCCAGAAUGGAAAAAAAACAUUUCCAUGGAGAACUGGAUGUAAAUUUCAAUCCACAGGCAACCAGCUUGGAGUAUUUGGACAGCAGUGAGACUGAGGAAGUCCAUUAUGAUUUAGAAAAGAGAUCAAGAAGGUGGAGGAAGAACAAAGCGAUUUCUGAAGAAUUAUGUGAAGGAAAAAAUGGCACAAAACCCAACAAGAUGAAUUUAAGUCAGGAUUUCGAUGAUUUAUCAGAAACAGAUAUAAGCAGUGAGGAUCAGCAUCAUAACAUCAAACCUGACCUUAUGGAAGAGGAGCUUGAAUCCAGGUCAUUUCAGCUUGCUGCUAAAAUGAGUGACAAGGAAGCAUCUUCUGGUGAAGAACAAGAGUCAGAACCUAGAACAGACCCUGAAAACCAAAAGGAGAGUUUGUCCUCAGAGGAAAAUAGCGGAAAUAUUCAGGAAGAGUUAAAGAAGAAGUACUCUGCUGUCUCUCUCUGCAACAUAUCUACAGAGGUCCUGAAAGUCAUCAAUGCCACUGAAGAACUGAUAGCAGAAUCCACUGGUCCCUGCGAUUUCCCAGCUGACGUUCAGGACAGAGGAAGAGGGACGUUCCCACUGGGGACGGACCCCAUCAGACUCGAUGAGCAGCUCACCACACUGGAAGAAAACGUGUACUUGACAGCCAGCACGGUGUACGGGCUGGAGGGGCAGCUGACGAACCUGGAGGACGCCGCACGCAAGAUCAACAGUGUUACUGCAGAAUCUGAGCUGGCCGAUCUGGAGGAUCAGGUGGCCACAGCAGCCGCCCAGGUUCAUCAUGCGGAGCUUCAGAUUUCAGAUAUUGAGAGCAGAAUAUCAGCUCUCACUGUUGCAGGCUUGAACGUGGCUCCAUGUGUUCGCCUGACAAGGAAACGGGAUCAAAAGCAAACAAACCAGAUGCAUACAAUAGACACAUCAAGACAGCAGAGGAGAAAACUUCCAGCUCCACCAAUAAAAGGUGAAAAAAUAGAUGGUUCUCCAGUUACCACUGUCAGAACGUUUAACAGAAACUUCAUGCUUCAAGGAUCUCUAACACAAAGAACUGAAGAGAGGAAAAGCACUGCCAAGGACUUAAUGGAACCUGCUAUAGGAUCUGCUGUGAUGUACUAAACUUACACUUCCCUACUGCCAAUAACACACUGCCUAAGGCUGUACACUAGAGUGCCUUUACUUAACAGCCAUUGUGUAUGUCCAGCUGAAAAUGGACCCUCAAGAACCCACAAUGCCUCAGUUAUAGGGCUUCGUUUGGAUACCUCACUGAGAAAGCUGUCCAAGUCUUCAGCAUUGUGGUCUGCUAAAGGAAACUCUGCCUUAAAGUUCUCACAAGACUCUAGAAAGGAUGCUGAGUUUCAAAAGCAAGGCUCCACAUUUUAAGAUGCACUUUUUCUCCCCAUUGAUUGUACUAAAGUAUGUCGUCUUUGAACUGCAGUAUGUUUUUGUAGACUCAGUCAAUCAUAAUUAUAGGCCAAUAUUUCAUACAAAAAGAAAGAACAAAGCAGACCUGUGAUCCAUAUUUGCUGGCCUCUUACUAUUCACGUAGGCAUCCAUCUUGCCGAGCAAUAAGAACAACUCUGUGCAGUGUAUGCUGCUUUUCAGCUGCGUGGUGGGAGUGGAGAAUCAGCAUACCUAGCUCUGCUCCCAGUGAGUCAGUGGAAGUUUUGACAGGGUUUGUAGGAGGAGGUGCAAUGUGCAAAGACUUCUCUGUUCACUGAGGGUAUGUUUGGCAGAGUUAAUGUUCUAGCUCCAGAGCUAGGUAGUUUGCUCUUGGCAGCAGGGGGGACAUGGAUGUCAUGUUGAGCCGUGAAUUGGUGGCAGCACAUGUGGACCAGAUGUCUGCUGAGUUACGAUCCUGGCAUCUGGAAAUAUCUGAACACUGCUGUGAAACCCACACCUUUGUAUGUCUCGUUCUUCUUGAUAGCAUUGUCUGCUUGGUGGUGUCGAACCACACUGUAGUUCAGAAUAAAUUCUGACUAAAUCUUUAAGAUUGGAAAAAGGAAGUAAAAGCAUUGUAGAUGAGAUCUCUGCUGACUGACUGCUGGUUGUAGGGUGGCUGCAACCUGUAAGAGAUUCCCUUCUGCAGUUUCCUGGCUUUUCUGAGGGGGAGGAAAAUGUACCCCAGAUGUCUCUUCCUUUACCACUCUGUAGCCAACGUGGAGUAGCUGGGGCCUACACUGGUGCCAU
This is a messenger RNA of Aptenodytes forsteri (emperor penguin), 3583 nucleotides long. RefSeq names its product myosin VIIA and Rab interacting protein (gene MYRIP). Lineage: Eukaryota; Metazoa; Chordata; Aves; Sphenisciformes; Spheniscidae. The record is from RefSeq and is a predicted model, not a curated record. Bases 5 to 2512 code for a protein of 835 amino acids. The transcript is spliced from 15 exons. Gene Ontology annotation, cellular component: cortical actin cytoskeleton. Gene Ontology annotation, molecular function: myosin binding; actin binding.